Messenger RNA from Coregonus sp. 'balchen', 23332 nucleotides. The record is from the annotation of a GenBank genome assembly. NCBI's taxonomy places the organism in Eukaryota, Metazoa, Chordata, Actinopteri, Salmoniformes, Salmonidae.
CUUUCCCGUGCAUUGCUGGAUGAGGGAGGAAGUCUCUGGGCUCGAGCUGGACGUUUUGUGGAAUUUUGGGUGCAUCUAGCUAGCUAAAGUAAGUUAUUCUUAAGAUUCAAAAAUUACAUAAUGUUUUGUUGAAACUUGUUACAAACGUUCGAAUUGUUAAUCCAUUACAGUAUUAGUUUGCCUGUUUGCUUUUUUAGCUUGCAGUACGUUCGCAUCUGUUAGCCAUUUAGCUAGCAACCCAAGCUAGCCUGCUACGGUAAUCAUCCCAACUUUACCUGGGGAAAUGGCUUUGGAGGGUGAAUACGUGAUUGGUUACGUUAAGAUCAUUAGAAUUGCAAUAUAUCAAAACAAUUAUGUCAGGAAAGGACGACUGGGAAUACCAUUUUGCAUCCAUUUUACCACCCACUCAUUGCACCUGGAGGAACAAUCAGUAACGUUAGCUAGCUAAUUGCGUCUGCCAUGAAAAGUUGGUUGUUUUUCUGCCAACAUGACAAGAUAUUUGAUCCGUAUUCUUCUAUCUCGCUCCUAUUAAAUUGCAGAUAUGUUUGUACGAUCUAACCUAGUAGCCUGCUGUAAAGUCAAACAGGGAGUAGACUCGUGCCACAUAGUCUACUGCGCCCUCCAAAACGGACUUUUUUUUGUACGUAACCUACCCGAAUAAGUACAUACCAGCCAGACUCUAUUGGCAAUGUUUUGAAUUACAUUCGAAAUAACUAUUUUCCCCAGAAAUAUUACACCAUGAAUACGGAUGACGUAUACUAUUUAUUUUGUCGCAAUAUUUCAAUAUUAUAGGGAAUUUGAAAAAUAUAAUGCCAAAGCAUUUUUUGCAGAGUGAUGUGUAGGAAUGUAAAAUUUGAGGACAUCAUUGUUACAUGACUGACUUUAAUGCAAUCCGACAUAUCCUCUCUUCCAUGUAGGCAGCAUUCUCAACCAUGGUGAUGUCUUGCUGCGUGUUAUACAUAGACCAAACAACUCUGGCUGCUUCAAGAGUUCAGUCACCAGUCUGACAUUCUUUCCAUGCAUGCAGGAUACCUGUUGCCUCACACCUGUGUCACAGGUUACUUUUUUACUUUGUUGGAGGUAAUGCCACACUGGUCACACAAUUUUUUUCAUCAUGAUCUCCAAUGAACUUGUGUGAGUUAAAGCCACAAUCUUGAAAUGUAGGCUAACCACUCACAUUCAUAGACAUAGCUAAGGAUGCAAGGACUGACAGUCAUUCCACAGCGCAUAUUUCAUAUCCAUUUGCUAGGAACAACCUCUAUAGGCAAUACUUUGUGCAUACACAUACAAAUGUGUGCAUUUUGUGGUGGAGUAAACAUAAGUUAGGCAUGACAUCAUGUUUAGACCUAUUUAUAGUGCCGUGAAGACCGAGAGGAAGUGGCGAAUUAUAGUAGUAUAUAGAUACUCUUUGGUGAAGUUCUUUUCCUGGCUAGUCUAGUUCCUUUCUCUGUGAGUGAAUCCAUUAUAGCUGACUCAUUCUUCUCUUUGUCUUAGUAUGGUCUGAUUUUAUUUUUUGUCCUUAUUCACAAAAAUGAGCAAUCACAUCACAUGGCCAGUUAAAGCUGCAAUAAGUAACUUUUUGGGCGACCUGACCAAAUUCACAUAGAAAUGUUAGUUAUAGAUCUGUCAUUCACAUUGAAAACAAGUCUAAGAAGCGGUAGAUCUGUUCUAUGUGGGCUAUGUCUAUGCUUCCCAUUAAGUUUUGUUUUUGCGUCUUUUACUUUCAGUUUUGUACACCAGCUGAAAAUACAGUAUGUUUGGUUAUGAAAAAUAUAUUAAACAGCGGUUUAGAUGGUACAAUGAUUCUCUACACUAUAUACGUGCUUGUUUUGUCACAUAAACUGAAAUUAGGCAAACUAUUUUAGAAUUUUUGCAACCACGAAAUGGCGGAACGAUUUCUGCAUAGUGCAGCUUUAAGCCCAAAGUGUGGUUUUAGCAUUAGCAGAUCAGCAAUGUGUCAGCUGUUUUUCGCAGGCAGAAAGCUGUUCUUUCUAACCAUGUUGGAAUAGGUCACACACUGUGGUUUGUUGAUCUUUCGGAUCUGUCUGUGAGUCACCUGUCAGCAAACAUAAUUAUGCUUAUCUUGUACCCACACAAGCUGAUAGGAAAUUGAGCUAUAAUGUCAUAAAGAACAUGUAGUUUAGAAUAGGCUCAAGAUAUCACAUGUAAGUGGAAAGCCGCCGGUGCAGAAAAUGCUCAUGUUCCUGUAGGAGCUCGCUGGGUGUGUGCACAUGAACUUGACCACACUUGGGAGGGGUGCCAAUUCUAUAUAUGUGCCUUACAUUUCCCAUGUCACGGACGGGGCGGGUGAAGCUCUGCCAAGGUGUGGUCUUAUUGGCUCUACACCGUUUUCUCUGUCAUCUGGGAACCCUCCCCUGAUUUGACUCAACUGUCAGAAAGAUCAGUUAAUAUUUUUAUUUUUUUAAACAUUUGUUGUGGCAAUUAACAGCUGUCGCUGGCAGCUGCACAGUGUCUAAUUGUCAUGGAGGUGGGGCUAGUAUUAGUCGCAGAAUAAUUUUUCUAUAAAUCCCCUGGUCUUGUAAUAUUCUUUAGAGAGCCUAGCCAUAUGUCAAGAUGUUAUAAUUAUGUGCAAAUUGUGGUGUUGACUUGCUGCAAAGCAUUGUCAAUUUGAAUAAUGCAUUUGAAUCAUAUCACAUUCUGUGAUCAUGCUACUAUGCAAAUGUUCUUCUAUUCUGAGAACAUUGUUACCUGUAUCCGUCCAAUGUAACUUCAACUUUGUCACCCGUCCACAAACGGCUUGUUCUGUCAACUGCCAUUGAGCCCUGACAUUUUUAGGUGUUGACAGAUUUGUUAUUCUUAACAUUUAUCUCCAUGUCUAGACAUGAUAGUUCACAUUACAAUGUCCUUAUUCAUCUGUACCAAUAAUGAUUAUACUCAACAGUGUACACACUUUACUUCUCUACCGCCUCCAUUUUUUGCUCUGUGUAUGUAACCCCCACCCCCUCUCUCUCGUUGGCUCGCUUUCUCUCCCUCUCUCUUUCUGUCUGGGGUGUGACAGGGGUUGGCAUAUGAGGUCAUGUUUGGAGUCCCUUAUUAUGGCUGGUCUGACUCCUGUGGCCUCAUUUCACAUCCAGGCGAGGCUCAAAUACAGUUACACAGUAAUAGUCAUUCACAUGGUUGGUAUUUUUCCAAAUGAUAAUACAAAGGUUUACAUAGAGUUGUAUGUUUUCUCUCAUUGUAUAGCUUUUCAAUGGCUAACAAUACAAAAUAAGUGACAGGUGAGGAUGUGUGAAUUUUGAUCAGGCUAAGCUACAUUUUUGUCAUGUUGUAGGACUUUUGUAGCAGUUUUGUACCCUCUAAUUUUGAUUUUCAACUUGCAGAAUGAUGACUUGAUUAUUGGGGAAAUGCCCCUACAUGACUCACAUAGGAAAUUGCUACUGUCUGGGGGGAAAGCAAUUGCCUAGUAUGGUUUUGACUGAAUUUCAUUUCCAGCUGUUUGAUAAGUAGUUUGUCAUAACAAGCAGAAACCAAAGCACCUCUUUGCCCCCUUAGUUUAUGUGAAUGUCAAGGCAAUCAAUGAUCUUCAUUCAUGGCAGUGAUUACACAUUCUGUCUUGUCUUUUGUCCUUUGUUCGUCCUGUUGAAUAUGUGCCUGUGAUGCCAGAUGCAGAUUAGGAGAAAAUGGUCCCAUUGGAGGAAGUGAACUGACUGAUCUUGCCAUCUUAUUUAUGAUAAUUUAUGGUCAUGACUCAUGAUUUAGGCCUCUAAUCAAUUGAUAAUCUAUUAUCAUAGAUAAUUUCCUAACCAGAAAGAAAAGCUUGUUAUGCACUGAAUCAAUGUAUUGUAUAGCCCAUCCGACUGUGUUAGUUAUUAGGAUUGGGCGGUAUCCAGAUUUCAUACCAUGCCUGUGCCAUCCCAGGAUAUACAGUAUUACCGGUAGUGCACACAAGGGGCGCUAUAAUUUUUCAAACAUAAAAAAAAAAAAUGCCCAAAUACCAUCACUUAGCAGAAUGAUAACAAGUACUAAGGACUUCUCAUAUCAGAUGCUAGGUAAAUGCUAACGAGCGCGCGCAAACAUUUACCUCUAGGACAGACAACCCAGCUCAUAAAGUUAUGCAAGUAUCUCAAAACAUAGUUUGCAGCACAGACAAAACAAAUAUUAGGCAGCAGGGAUCUUAAUCCAGGAGGGGAUUGUCUCUGCUGCUUGAUCUUGAUACAUUUACAUUUACGUCAUUUAGCAGACGCUCUUAUCCAGAGCGACUUACAGUUAGUGCAUACAUUAUUUUAUUUUUUCAUACUGGCCCCCCGUGGGAAUCGAACCCACAACCCUGGCGUUGCAAACACCAUGCUCUACCAACUGAGCUACCUCCCUGCCGGCCAUUCCCUCCCCUACCCUGGACGACGCUGGAUUGCGCCGCCAAUUGUGCGCCCCCCGGUUGCGGCCGGCUACGACACAGUCUGGAUUCGAACCAGGAUCUCUAGUGGCACAGCUAGCACUGCGAUGCAGUGCCUUAGACCACUGCGCCACUCGGGAAAUACACCACAUGACCAUAAGUAUGUGGACACCUGCUCGUCGAACAUCUCAUUCCAAAAUCAUGGGCAAUAAUAUGGAGUUGGUUCCCCCUUUACUGCUAUAACAGCCUCCACUCUUCUGGGAAGGCGUUCCACUAGAUGUUGGAACAUUGCUGCAAGGACUUGCUUCCAUUCCAGCCACGAGCGUUAGUGAGGUCAGGUACUGAUGUUUGGCAAUUAGGCCUGGCUCGCAGUUGGUGUUCCAAUUCGAUGGGGUUGAGGUCAGGGCUUUGUGCAGGCCAGUCAAGUUCUCCAAAACCGAUCUCGACAAACCAUUUCUGUAUGGACCUCGCUUUGUGCAUGGGGCAUUGUCAUGCUGAAACAGGAAAGGGCCUUCCCCAAACUGUUGCCACAAAGGUGGAAGCACAGAAUCGUCUAGAAUGUUAUUGUAUGCUGUAGCGUUAAUAUUUCCUUUCACUGGAACUAAGGGGCCUGGCCCGAACCAUGAAAAAGAGCCCCAGACCAUUAUUCCUCCUCCACCAAACUUUACAGUUGGCACUAUGCAUUUGGGGCAGGUAGCGUUCUCCUGGCAUCCGCCAAACCCAGAUUCGUCCGUGGGACUGCCAGAUGGUGGAGCGUGAUUCAUCACUCCAGAGAACGCGUUUCCACUGCUCCAGAGUACAAUGGCGGUGAGCUUUACACCACUCCAGCCGAUGCUUGGCAUUGCACAUGGUGAUCUAAGGCUUGUGUAUGGCUGCUCGGCCAUGGAAACCCAUUUCAUGAAGCUCCCGGCGAACAGUUCUUGUGCUGACGGUGCUUCCAGAGGCAGUUUGGAACUCGGUAGUGAGUGUUGCAACCGAGGACAGGCGAUUUGUACGCGCUUCAGCACUCUGUAGUAUUGACGGUAUUAAAGAACCAUCCGGUGGCUUUUUCCAAAUACCCCUAUAUACGGUAUACUGCCCAAGCCUAUUAAUUAUGUUCUGCAAGCAUGAUUGUGUGGAAUCCAGAGUCUAGUCUACAGUGGGGAGAACAAGUAUUUGAUACACUGCCGAUUUUGCAGGUUUUCCUACUUACAAAGCAUGUAGAGGUCUGUAAUUUUUAUCAUAGGUACACUUCAACUGUGAGAGACGGAAUCUAAAACAAAAAUCCAGAAAAUCACAUUAUGAUUUUUAAGAAAUUAAUUUGCAUUUUAUUGCAUGACAUAAGUAUUUGAUCACCUACCAACCAGUACGAAUUCCGGCUCUCACAGACCUGUUAGUUUUUCUUUAAGAAGCCCUCCUGUUCUCCACUCAUUACCUGUAUUAACUGCACCUGUUUGAACUCGUUACCUGUAUAAAAGACACCUGUCCACACACUCAAUCAAACAGACUCCAACCUCUCCACAAUGGCCAAGACCAGAGAGCUGUGUAAGGACAUCAGGGAUAAAAUUGUAGACCUGCACAAGGCUGGGAUGGGCUACAGGACAAUAGGCAAGCAGCUUGGUGAGAAGGCAACAACUGUUGGCGCAAUUAUUAGAAAAUUGAAGAAGUUCAAGAUGACGGUCAAUCACCCUCGGUCUGGGGCUCCAUGCAAGAUCUCACCUCAUGGGGCAUCAAUGAUCAUGAGGAAGGUGAGGGAUCAGCCCCGAACUACACGGCAGGACCUGGUCAAUGACCUGAAGAGAGCUGGGACCACAGUCUCAAAGAAAACCAUUAGUAACACACUACGCCGUCAUGGAUUAAAAUCCUGCAGCGCAUGCAAGGUCCCCCUGCUCAAGCCAGCGCAUUUCCAGGCCCGUCUGAAGUUUGCCAAUGACCAUCUGGAUGAUCCAGAGGAGGAAUGGGAGAAGGUCAUGUGGUCUGAUGAGACAAAAAUAUAGCUUUUUGGUCUAAACUCCACUCGCCGUGUUUGGAGGAAGAAGAAGGAUGAGUACAACCCCAAGAACACCAUCCCAACCGUGAAGCAUGGAGGUGGAAACAUCAUUCUUUGGGGAUGCUUUUCUGCAAAGGGGACAGGACGACUGCACCGUAUUGAGGGGAGGAUGGAUGGGGCCAUGUAUCGUGAGAUCUUGGCCAACAACCUCCUUCCCUCAGUAAGAGCAUUGAAGAUGGGUCGUGGCUGGGUCUUCCAGCAUGACAACGACCCGAAACACACAGCCAGGGCAACUAAGGAGUGGCUCUGUAAGAAGCAUCUCAAGGUCCUGGAGUGGCCUAGCCAGUCUCCAGACCUGAACCCAAUAGAAAAUCUUUGGAGGGAGCUGAAAGUCCGUAUUGCCCAGCGACAGCCCCGAAACCUGAAGGAUCUGGAGAAGGUCUGUAUGGAGGAGUGGGCCAAAAUCCCUGCUGCAGUGUGUGCAAACCUGGUCAAGACCUACAGGAAACGUAUGAUCUCUGUAAUUGCGAACAAAGGUUUCUGUACCAAAUAUUAAGUUCUGCUUUUCUGAUGUAUCAAAUACUUAUGUCAUGCAAUAAAAUGCAAAUUAAUUACUUAAAAAUCAUACAAUGUGAUUUUCUGGUAUUUUUGUUUUAGAUUCCGUCUCUCACAGUUGAAGUGUACCUAUGAUAAAAAUUACAGACCUACAUGCUUUGUAAGUAGGAAAACCUGCAAAAUCGGCAGUGUAUCAAAUACUUGUUCUCCCCACUGUAGGUCUUCGGUGAGCAAUCAUUUGUAAAAACUCAAGAGUCUGGAUAGUUGUAACGAAGAAAACACUUUCUCUCAGGGAAAACCGUGUUGAUUUUUGAUUGUAAUUGUAUUAAUAGUUGUGAGUAUUUUGUCAGCCCAAGCCUUCAUGGGUGAACUCUUUUAUGGAAGGAGAAUUUGAUUAUUCCGGUUUAGCUUUUUGGAUGGCGCAGAGUGGGAACAGUACAGGGCGGCAGGUAGCCUAGCGGUUAAGAGCGUAAGGCCAGUAACUGAAAGGUCGCUAGUUCGAAUCCCCGAGCCUACUAGGUGAAAAAUCUCUGUGCCCUUGAGAAAGGCACUUAACAUGUAAAUGUAUGCAGCUGAAGUAGCCUACCUUAUAGACAGACAUGUUUACUGCAUUCCUCUACCCCCUCAACAUGGGAGGGGUGGAGGUGCCUGAGCUAAGUACUUAUCCAUGAGAUGGAUAGAGAUCACUAGGGCCUACAUAUCAGCAAAUGUUGGUGGUGGGAACGUGAAAGUGUGUGGAAUGGGUUGCUGGUAUUCUGUUAUCUCUGGUUGGUAUUUGUUGGUGCCCUUGAAUAGUGAGACAAAUAUUUCAAUGUAAAGGGUGACUAUCGCCAAAAUAUUUACAGCUGGCUCAUUCCUGAGUUGUGACUUCUCACCACUACCCCCCCCCCCAGCAUUUUAAAAGAACACGAGACAAGAACCAGACAUCAUGGGAGUAGAAAUAGAAUCCUACCAUCUGCACUUAAUCUGACUCUAUUCAGGCCUGCCAAUAGUGACAUCCUUCAAGUGGGGUUAUCAAUAAUUCAUUUGAACAUACUGUAGUAGCGUAAUAUCCAAGCAGACACGUGCUGAUGUGGAGUGGUCAGUGAGGCAGCAGCGCUCUAGUCUCUUUCUCUCGUUCUCUCUCUCAGCUCAGUUUCCAGCCAAGUUAGUCACAGAAUAAGUCAUCUGUCAUGGUAGAGUGACACUAUCUCCUGUUCCCUCCCACUGCGACAAGGACUCAAAUGCUCAGCAGUCAGGACAAGGCCUACAUUGACAGGACUAAUACUGGUGUCCUCUUCUCCUCCAGACCCGCUAAGAGGUCAUGGAGGAUCAUAGUGUUACAGAGAGGGUUGCUCAUAAGGGAAGUAGUGUAAUGGCAUCCACUUACUGUUAUUUCCCCUUCUGCCUCUCAUGGUCUGACCGGUUCAGGACUUCUGUUCCCUGUGUCUCUCUCUCUAAUGUACCAACCUCUUUUGACAUGUUUGUCUGUACAGGACCCACAUCUCUUGACUGACCACUUCGGGCCAUUUCAUCAACAUGGCAGGAAAGAUCUCCAAAGACGAGCUGGAGGAGCUGCGAGAGGCGUUUGGCAAAAUUGGUGAGUAGGCAACAUCUGUGAUUUUACAGUUGAUUGAUUUGCUACAUUAGUACGAUCAGUAUGGCUUGUUUCAUAAUACAUGUUUGUUACAUUACACAUACAGUUGAAGUCAAAGUUUACAUACACUUAGGUUGGAGUAAUUUAAAACUCGUUUUUCAACCACUCCACAAAUUUCUUGUUAACAAACUAUCGUUUUGGCAAGUCAGUUAGGACAUCUACUUUGUGCAUGACACAAGUAAUUUUUCCAACAAUUGUUUACAGACAGAUUAUUUCACUUAUAAUUCACUGUAUCAUAAUUCCAGUGGGUCAGAAGUUUACAUACACUAAGUUGACUGUGCCUUUAAACAGCUUGGAAAAUUCCAGGAAAUGAUGUCAUGGCUUUAGAAGCUUCUGAUAGGCUAAUUGACAUAAUUUGAGUCAAUUGGAGGUGUACCUGUGGAUGUAUUUCAAGGCCUACCUUCAAACUCAGUGCCUCUUUGCUUGACAUCAUGGGAAAAUCAAAAGAAAUCAGCCAAGACUUCAGAAAAAAAAAAAUUGUAGACCUUCACAAGUCUGGUUCAUCCUUGGGAGCAAUUUCCAAAUGCCUGAAGCUACCACGUUCAUCUGUACAAACAAUAGUGCGCAAGUAUAAACACCAUGGGACCACGCAGCUGUCAUACCGCUCAGGAAGGAGACGCUUUGGUACUUUGGUGCGAAAAGUGCAAAUCAAUCCCAGAACAACAGCAAAGGACCUUGUGAGGAUGCUGAAGGAAACAGGGACAAAAGUAUCUAUAUCCACAGUAAAACAAGUCCUAUAUCGACAUCACCUGAACGGCCGCUCAGCAAGGAAGAAGCCACUGCUCCAAAACCGCCAUAAAAAAGCCAGACUACGGUUUGCAACUGCACAUGGGGACAAAGAUCGUACUUUUUGGAGAAAUGUUCUUUGGUCUGAUGAAACAAAAAUAGAAUUGUUUGGCCAUAAUGACCAUCGUUAUGUUUGGAGGAAAAAGGCGGUUGCUUGCAAGCCGAAGAACACCGUCCCAACCGUGAAGCACGGGGGUGGCAGCAUCAUGCUGUGGGGUUGCUUUGCUGCAGGAGGGACUGGUGCACUUCACAAUAUAGAUGGCAUCAUGAGGAAGGAAAAUUAGGUGGAUAUAUUGAAGCAACAUUACAUUUACAUUUUAGUCAUUUAGCAGACUCUCUUAUCCAGAGCGACUUACAGGAGCAAUUAGGGUUAAGUGCCUUGCUUAAGGGCACAUCGACAGAUUUUUCACCUAGUCGGCUCGGGGAUUAGAACCAGCGACCUUUCGGUUACUGGCACAACGCUCUUACCCACAACGCUCUUACCCACUAAGCUACAUCUCAAGACAUCAGUCACUAAGUUAAAGCUUGGUUGCAAAUGGGUCUUCCAAAUGGACAAUGACCCCAAGCAUACUUCCAAAGUUGUGGCAAAAUGGCUUAAGGACAACAAAGUCAAGGUAUUGGAGUAGCCAUCACAAAGCCCUCACCUCAAUCCUAUAGAAAAUGUGUGGGCAGAACUGAUAAAGCAUGUGAGAGUAAGGAGGCCUACAAACCUGACAGUUACACCAGCUCUGUCAGGAGGAAUGGGCCAAAAUUCACUCAACUUAUUGUAGGAAGCUUGUGGAAGGCUACCCGAAACGUUUGACCCAAGUUAAACAAUUUAAAGGCAAUGCUACCAAAUACUAAUUGAGUGUAUGUAAACUUCUGACCCACUGGGAAUGUGCUGAAAUAAAUAAUUAUCUCUACUAUUAUUCUGACAUUUCACAUUCUUAAAAUAAAGUGGUGAACCUAACUGACCUAAAACAGGGAAUUUGUACUAGGAUUAAAUGUCAGGAAUUGUGAAAAACUGAGUUUAAAUGUAUUCGGCUAAGGUGUAUGUAAACUUCCGACUUCAACUGUAGGCUACAAGUCUACAGCUGCUUCAUUGUACUGUCCUGACUUUUUAGUUAUUGAUGUUCACUUCUCGUCCCUUUUUUUUGUAUUGUUUGCGAACCAGCCCAGGGAUUCUAACAACAAAGUAUUGUGUGUUAGCUGAAACUUAUUUAGAAAAUAUGCUCAAACUGCGGUCUGUCUGUGCUUUUGUAGACCUCGAUGGUAAUGGCUCCAUCUGCGACUAUGAGCUCCAUGAACUGUUCAAGGAGGCCAACCUUCCCCUGCCUGGCUACAAAGUCAGGGAAAUCAUUCAGAAGCUGGAUCGCAACAAGGACAACAAGAUCAGCUUUGACGAGUUUCUGUCUGUGAGUAAUGUUUGACAGUUGUGUGUUAGUCAUCCUAAGGGAGUUGGGUUUCAGCAAGUCAGGUUUGGCCAGUCAUCCUCAGGGAGUUGGUGUCAGCAAGUCAGGUUUGGCGAGUUUGGUCCAGUUGGUGAGGGAGUUGUUGUUGGGAGUUCUGCCUAUCCCUUACUGACUAAGGGGACCAUCUUUUGUCUCCUUUGUGAAAUCAAGUUCCCUUUGAAAUUUGUAUGAACUAGCUCUUUAACAUGUCAAUUGGGUGUCCACUAAAGCGUGCACACACACACAGGAAUGAGGAAAUGAGGUCAGAUGGUGGUGUGAGUUCCCGUAUUUCGUUUCACCCAUGAUGAGAGAACAGUCAUUUAUUGGCCUGUGCUAGUCUCCAUUUAGAGUAAUGAUUUGACCACUGGCAUCCCAAAAGAAAAAAAAUCAUUAGUAAUCUCUAUUUUAGGCAAUUUCUCAUAGCUCACUGAUGAGAGGGAACUUUUUUUUAGGGGGGGGGGGGGGUGCAUUUUUACAUCAGCCUUUUUUGUAUGGGAUAGCUGCAGUUAUGUUUUUUUGUAUGUGUCAGAAAGAGCGGGGGUUGUGCCAUUAUUUUUACAGUUGCUAUAAUUGAUUACAUAAUAUUUUUUUACUGGAAAAAGUCCAUGUCUCUGUUUUCAUUUAAAAUAUGGUGGGUACAGUAUGUUGAGAUCAAGAUAAUAGUAAACCAUAUCCAUUCAUCGAAGGCAAAUGAAAUCACAACAGACAAAGGCAUUAUUUAUAAAGGUAAAUGCAUACUAUUGUGUUUUCCAUGGACCUCUAUCUACAGUGCAUGAGAAGUGUAGGCUAACACCACUUGAUUCUAUGUUUGUUUGUGGUGGUCAGGUCUGUGGUGUACACUUCUAACAUGUCACUCAAUCACAGGCUGAGAUGUUGGUGAUGACCACAUAAACAAUACUUAGGUCAGCAGGUGCAGGGCUCUAUGCUGACCUUUUUUAUAAGGAGCAGGUGUGCUCCUAAGUUGAAAAAUGUAGGAGCACACAUAGACAUUUAGGAGCACAAUGAAAAAUAUUUGCGUUAAUUAAGCUAGAAUCUUAAAUUUUUCUAGGCGCACUGGUGCUCAUAAAUAAAAAAUUCCAGGUCGCACAGCAAAAUGCAGUGUAGAGCCCUGAGGUGUCCGGUCAGAGAUAAUACUGAGACAAUGUUAGGGCCUGUGAAUAAAUACAAAUACCUACUUGACUAAAGUCUUUGGCUCCUGUAUUGAUUUUAGGCCAUUGACAAAUGUCUUCCUAACCCAACCUAUAUCCUCUCAUAUCCUUAUUGCACAAAACAUUUCCCCUGGCCAUUCAGCAUACAGUAUCCUGUAACAUGUUGUUGAAUUCGACAGGAGGAUAAAAACGUUUGGUUCACAGCGAGGCGCUUGGCUUCCUGGUAAACACUGGUGUUUUUGUUGCUUUACUGCCCCUCCCCAGUAAGAACCUUAAUGAAUUACCAUAGCAGGCUUACACUGAUUUCUCUUGUAAUAAUGUGCUUAUUAUAAUAACUGAGCAUAAUGUAAGCAGAAAUGUAUUAGGAUCUUGAAGAGGUCUGCCGUUGGAGCUAAAAUGCAGUUUGCCCUCUCUACUGCAGAUCUUCCAGGAGUUGAAGAGCAGUGACAUUGCCAAAAGCUUCCGGAAGGCCAUUAACAGGAAGGAGGGGAUCCUGGCCAUUGGGGGAACAUCUACGCAGUCCAGCGAGGGCACGCAACACUCCUUUUCUGGUGAGCUGCUCACAUUCUCCUUCCACUUCUACUAAUAUUGGUGGGAUUGCAUUACAGUAUGUUGUACUGUGUAUAUACACUGAGUGUACAAAACAUUAAGAACAUGUUUCCAUGACAUAGACUGACCAGGUGAAAGCUAUGAUCCCUUAUUGAUGUCACUUGUUAAAUCCACUUCAAUCAGUGUAGAUGAAGGGGAGGAGACAGAUUAAAUAAUGAUUUUUAAGCCUUGAGACAACUGAGACAUGGAUUGUGUAUGUGUGCCAUUCAGAGGGUGAAUGGCCAAGACAAAAGAUUUUGAACGGGGUGUGGUAGUAGGUGCCAGGCACACCGGUUUGUGUCAAGAACUGGAACACUGCUGGGUUUUUCACGCUCAACAGUUUCCCGUGUAUAUAAAGAAUGGUCCACCACCCAAAGGAAAUCCAGCUGACUUGACACAACUGUGGGAAGUAUUGGAGUCAACAUGGGCCAGCAUCCCUGUGGAACGCUUUCAACACCUUGUAGAGUCCAUGCCCUGACGAAUUGAGGCUGUUCUGAGGGCAAAAGGGGGGGGGGUGCAACUCAGUAUUAGGAAGGUGUUCUUAAUGUUUUGUACACUCAGUGUAUAGCCCUUUGAUUUAAUCUAAGGGAACCUUUCUCAUGAAUUUUGGUAGAUGCUCCAUCUGUCUCUCCAAUCUCAUAGUGGAUUGAUUACCUAGGGGCCCUAGUCAAUCGAAACCAAUAACUGGGUUUCCGGAUGUUAUACAUAACAUUAUUCCUGUGUAGUGAGAGAACGUGUAUAAAGUUGUGUUGGCUGAGGGUUUCCUUGUGCUGCCCUUUGCAGAGGAGGAGCGGUACGCGUUUGUCAACUGGAUCAACACAGCACUGGAGAAUGACCCUGACUGCAAGCACGCCCUGCCAAUGGACCCCAACUCAGACUCCCUCUUCAAGGCCAUGGGAGAUGGCAUCGUUCUCUGGUGAGACAUAGAGAUUUAUAUAAUUAUGUUCUGUAUAAUUCUGCCCUUACAGACCCUAACACAGCUAAUUUUCCUUACACGUGGUUGGUUGAAAUGGGGCAUAUCUGCGUCUCCCAACAUUAGGACCCCUCAUAAACGAGCUGUGCUUGUUUUUAUGUGCUCCUGUAGUAAAAUGAUCAACCUGUCGGUGCCAGACACGAUUGACGAGAGGACCAUAAACAAGAAGAAGCUGACACCGUUCACAAUACAGGUCCGUACAAACUCAACCAAACUGGUCAUACACUGUAGUUAACUGAGUGGUGAUUCUUAGGCUGCGUUUAAACAUACAGCCCAAUUCUGAUAUUUCUUUCACUAAUUGGACUUUUGACCAAUCAGAUCAGCUCUGAAAAAGAUCCUAUGUGAUGGUCAAAAUAACAAUUUGUGGAAAAAAUGAGAAUUGGCCUGCCUGUGUAAACGCAGCCUUAGAGAUGUAAUGAUUGUUAGCGAUUUAGCCAAUCCACCCCAUGCUGUUCUGAGUAAGGAAAGCUAUUGUAUAGAUAUAAUUUCUGUCAUCUCUAUUUAUGUUUCAUGUACAUAUGUGGGUGGACCUGUUUGUUUCUCUCUUUCCUGUAAGGGACUUCAAAGCUGUUUUGUUUCUGCGUCCUGCAGGAAAAUCUGAACCUGGCUCUGAACUCGGCCUCUGCCAUUGGCUGCCACGUGGUGAACAUCGGGGCUCUGGACCUGAGGGAGGGGAAGCCCCACCUGGUGCUGGGCCUGCUGUGGCAGAUCAUCAAGAUCGGCCUUUUUGCUGACAUCGAGCUCAGCAGAAAUGAAGGUGAGGGACUUUCACAGCGCAAUCACAGUCUUGGUGACUCAUGAACCUGUAUCGAACCGUCGUGUUAUUCCUCAUCACAGUACAUUUACUCAUAUAUCACAACAUUAUGACGUCGAGCUAGUUUGUCCUCAGUGUUCGAGUGGCUUUUCCUGGUUAAAGACCUCUCUGGUCAGUGAGUGCUGAGGUGCUGUAGCUGACCGAAUGUCCUGUGACCUCCUCCAGCCCUGGCUGCUCUGCUGAGAGAUGGAGAGACCCUGGAGGACUUGAUGAAGCUGUCUCCAGAGGAGCUGCUGUUGCGCUGGGCUAACUUUCACCUGGAGAGCGCUGGCUGGCAGAAGAUCAAUAACUUCAGCUCCGACAUCAAGGUAUGGCUGUACGGUCCAUGUAUGUUUGGUUCGUGUUCACUCUAUCUGUAUGGUUAAUGAAGUUGAACAGUGUAAUAGUAUUCUGUUGUCCUCACAAAGAAGUGGUGGAACUAUAGCUAAAUAAAAGGAUGAUUAAUAAGACAAGGCUUCAACCAAAUCUGGACUCUGGAUUCUAUUCUUUCAAAGCGAACAAUUCUUUGCUCUGAUGAUAUCUGGUUUUUAUGCCUGUGCUUUAUGAUAUUUCUGACUGACUGUAUCUUUUCUUUAGCUGACAGACCUUUCAACCUGUAAAGGUACUUCAUAGAUCAACUUCCUUAGUGUAUAGGAAUUGACAAUAGCUUCAUACAUGUGUCAUCAAGAUCAUUGUACAGUAUUAAUAUUUUCAUUUUUCGUCAUUGCAUACCUGUCCGUUGUGUCCUGUGUCGUCUUGUGUUCCCAUGUGGCCUGCACAACUUUGUAUCCCAGUGUUGUUGUGUAUCUUUCCAAUGCUGAGGUUCAAACGAGAUGUCUGUCUCUAUGUUUCAGGACUCCAGAGCCUAUUUCCACCUCCUCAACCAAAUCUCACCCAAAGGCACCGAGGAAGACCAGCCACACAUAGACAUCAGCAUGGCAGGCUUCGGUGUAAGCACCUUCACAGAGAAUAUACAAAUGCCAUAUACAGAGAAUCAAUUGUGUUCGGUUAAUAUACGUACAUUCAGAAGGGAUAAAUAAAAUAUGUCCCUGGCAUGAAACUGUGGCGUGUCUAUGACCUGUAGGAGAAGGAUGACCUGAAAAGGGCAGAGAACAUGCUUCAGCAGGCUGACAGGCUGGGCUGUCGACAGUUUGUCACCCCAGCCGACGUCGUCUCCGGCAACCCCAAACUCAACCUGGCCUUUGUGGCCAAUCUCUUCAACAAGUACCCGUCUCUCACCAAGCCUGAGGGAGAGGACAUCGACUGGGGGCUGCUAGAAGGUGAGUGCUGAGCUAGAAGUCUGUUGGUUAUGAUUGCUGGGUGGAUUCUGGCCAGUGUACAUUGUAUUUCCUGAGACCAUAAAAUCACCCAACAUCUUUUCUGUUUAGGUGAGACACGAGAAGAAAGAACAUUCCGGAACUGGAUGAAUUCCCUGGGUGUGAACCCACAUGUCAAUCAUCUGUAUGGGUAUGUACCAAAUGCAGCUAAUUAUUUACAUUGAAAAUUAACAUGCCAAUACCUUACUGCUCCCUACCAGUGGUAUUCAUACACAGGGUCAGGUUUGUUUAGAUUUGUUAUCAAUGAGUAACCUAUAUAACCAUUAUCUUUCCUCUAUAGAGACCUAGCGGACGCCUUGGUCAUCCUCCAACUUUAUGAAAAGAUAAAAGUGCCCGUCGACUGGACCAACAAAGUCAACAAACCACCAUAUCCCAAGAUUGGGACAAACAUGAAAAAGGUUAACUAUAUUCUCAAAUAAAAUAUAUGUUCCUCCUAUAAUUUUUACUUUGAAAAAAGGCAGAAUUGACUGUUUCUGUCUUUAACUAUUCAGAAGCACAUAGAUCAAAAUAAUACAGUUCCUGUUCUGGAGAGAGACUAAAGACAUGUUUCUCUUGACUCCUACUGUGUUUUGUCUGCUCAGUUGGAGAACUGCAACUAUGCGGUGGAGCUGGGGAAGACGACGGCGAAGUUCUCUCUGGUUGGCAUCGGUGGGCAGGACCUGAACGAUGGCAACGCCACCCUGACGCUGGCCCUGGUGUGGCAGCUGAUGAGGAGGUGAGUCCUGGCACAUGCUUAGAUCAAUAUGUAACAUACAUACAGUGGGGAUGUUGGGGGGGAGGGGGGGGGUAUGGGAUGGACCACGGGAAUUAUUUGCUAGGAUAAUAAUUGCUUGUCAAUGAAUUUUAAUGUAAUACAAUGGCAAUCCGGUUAUAUGUUAAAAUCCUACGUGUGAACUGCCGACAUUAUUACGCAUAUUAAUUGAUAUUGAUGUAAAAUAGGAUAUGCAUAAUUUAAAAAAAAUAGUUAUAUAGAUAUAUAUAUAUAUAUAUAUAAAGGUGAAAGCAAUGGAAAUGCUUUUGGCGGUUAAUCUGCUUCUGUUUUGUGGGUGGCACUGUGUGCUGUUUUCGAUGGAUGGGUCCUGGCCUCUCGGGGCCUUAGGGAUCCGGAGGGACGUGGGUGGGAUGCUGAUCACUGGGAUGACGGCUCAACUUGGGAUGGGGAGGGGCUUUAGCGGGGGAAUUAGUGGAGAACAAUUGAAGGGUUACUCCGUAGCAUACCAGUCGAGGUAUACCAAACCUUUUUUGGUAUACUAAGAGGACCGUUAUUAGCAUGUUUUAACCACUCCUAUGUAAAUGGUAGAUUAUCUGACACUCAAGAAGAAGGUCUGAUCUCAUUAUUACUGAAACAGGAUACAAGUGGAAAAUCUAAAGAUCCAGUCCAUUUACAAAAUUGGAGGCCCCUUACGCAAAAAUUCUAGCAAAAUGUAUAGCGCAUAGAAUUAAAAAGGUAUUGUCGGAUAUUAUUCAUUCUAAUCAGACAGGUUUUUGCUUAUGGUCUUGCCUACGCCUAGCGAACAGUUUUUUUUAAAUUAUAUGAGAAAAAUAUUCAAUUUUAUUUGGAACGGCAAGCCAGACAAAAUUAAAAGGGCAUAUUUAUAUAAUGAAUAUGAAUUCGGAGUACAGAAAUUAUUAAAUAUUAAAGCAUUAGACCUAUAACUAAAAGCUUCAGUCAUACAAAAGUUAUACUUAAAUCCGAACUGGUUCUCAAGCAAAUUAGUAAGAUUGUCUCACCCAAUGUUCAAGAAAGGCCUUUUUCCCUUUAUUCAGAUUACAACAACUCAUUUGCAGUUAUUUGAAAAGGAAAUCAUCUCCCAAAUAUCACUAUUUCUAAAACAAGCCAUAGAAAGUUGGUUGCAAUUUCAAUUUAAUCCUCCAGAAACGACAGAACAAAUAAUGCAACAAAUAUUGUGGUUAAAUUCAAAUAUACUAAUUGACCAAAAAACUGUAUUUUUUGACAGAAUGUUUAAAAAAGGUAUAAUCUUCGUAAAUAAUAUCAUCGGUAGGACUGGUGGAGUUAUGUCGCACAUGCAGCUAACAAAAACAUGGAAAUGUCUGCUCUACCCAAAAUUACAACCAAAUAAUUGCAGCCUUACCGCAAAAGUGGAAGAGGAAAGUGGAAGGGGGAGAAAGUAAGGAACUUGUCUGUCGGCCUUGCAUUAAAGAACAUAAUUGGUUAAGGAAAACAGUGAUAAAUAAAGUAUAUCAGUUUCACUUAAGGACCAAAGGAUUGACAGCCGUCCCAUAUAGAUUGCAAAAUAGUUAGGAAGAGAUUUUUGACGUACCGAUCCCAUGGCAUAGUGUUUAUGAACUGACACGCAAAACGACACCGGAUUCAAAAAUUUGAAUCUUUCAAUUUAAAUUAUUAUAUAAAAUUCUUGCUACCAAUAUAAUAUUAUUUAUAUGGGGGAUACAAUCUUCCCAGCUCUGCAGAUUUUGCUGUGAAGAGACAGAAUCAUUAGAUCAUUUGUUUUGGUUCAUUUGUAGCUUGUUUUUAGACACAGGUCCAGGAAUGGCUAAAGGAUUGCAAUAUUUACCUGGAGCUAACCUUGCAGAUAGCAUUACUGGGUGAUCUGAAAAGUCAUAGUCAAUCGAUCAAUAAUAUGAUAAUACUUUUAGCAAAAAUGUUUAUUUUUAAUUCACAAUCUGUAGAAGCAAUGAGAAUAGAAAGGUUCAGAACUUUUGUAAAACAUCACAGUACGGUUGAAAUAUAUAUGGCAAAUAGAAAUCCUAUAUGGAUGGUGUUAAGAGAUACAGUGAGGGGUAAAAAGUAUUUGAUCCCCUGCUGAUUUUGUACGUUUGCCCACUGACAAAGAAAUGAUCAGUCUAUAAUUUUAAUGGUAGGUUUAUCUGAACAGUGAGAGACAGAAUAACAACAAAAAAAUCCAAAAAAAUGCAUGUCAAAAAUGUUAUAAAUUGAUUUGCAUUUUAAUGAGGGAAAUAAGUAUUUGACCUCUCUGCAAAACAUGACUUAGUACUUGGUGGCAAAACCCUUGUUGGCAAUCACAGAGGUCAGACGUUUCUUGUAGUUGGCCACCAGGUUUGCACACAUCUCAGGAGGGAUUUUGUCCCACUCCUCUUUGCAGAUCUUCUCCAAGUCAUUAAGGUUUCGAGCCUAACGUUUGGCAACUCGAACAUUCAGCUCCCUCCACAGAUUUUCUAUGGGAUUAAGGUCUGGAGACUGGCUAGGCCACUCCAGGACCUUAAUGUGCUUCUUCUUGAGCCACUCCUUUGUUGCCUUGGCCGUGUGUUUUGGGUCAUUGUCAUGCUGGAAUACCCAUCCACGACCCAUUUUCAAUGCCCUGGCUGAGGGAAGGAGGUUCUCACCCAAGAUUUGACAGUACAUGGCCCCGUCCAUCGUCCCUUUGAUGCGGUGAAGUUGUCCUGUCCCCUUAGCAGAAAAACAUCCGCAAAGCAUAAUGUUUCCACCUCCAUGUUUGACGGUGGGGAUGGUGUUCUUGGGGUCAUAGGCAGCAUUCCUCCUCCUCCAAACACGGCGAGUUGAGUUGAUGCCAAAGAGCUCGAUUUUGGUCUCAUCUGACCACAACACUUUCACCCAGUUCUCCUCUGAAUCAUUCAGAUGUUCAUUGGCAAACUUCAGACGGGCCUGUAUAUGUGCUUUCUUGAGCAGGGGGACCUUGCGGGCGCUGCAGGAUUUCAGUCCUUCACAGCGUAGUGUGUUACCAAUUGUUUUCUUGGUGACUAUGGUCCCAGCUGCCUUGAGAUCAUUGACAAGAUCCUCCCAUGUAGUUCUGGGCUGAUUCCUCACCGUUCUCAUGAUCAUUGCAACUCCACGAGGUGAGAUCUUGCAUGGAGCCCCAGGCCGAGGGAGAUUGAAAGUUAUUUUGUGUUUCUUCCAUUUGCGAAUAAUCGCACCAACUGUUGUCACCUUCUCACCAAGCUGCUUGGCGAUGGUCUUGUAGCCAUUCCAGCCUUGUGUAGGUCUACAAUCUUGUCCCUGACAUCCUUGGAGAGCUCUUUGGUCUUGGCCAUGGUGGAGAGUUUGGAAUCUGAUUGAUUGAUUGCUUCUGUGGACAGGUGUCUUUUAUACAGGUAACAAGCUGAGAUUAGGAGCACUCCCUUUAAGAGUGUGCUUCUAAUCUCAGCUCGUUACCUGUAUAAAAGACACCUGGGAGCCAGAAAUCUUUCUGAUUGAGAGGGGGUCAAAUACUUAUUUCCCUCAUUAAAAUGCAAAUCAAUUUAUAACAUUUUUGACAUGCAUUUUUUUGGAUUUUUUUGUUGUUAUUCUGUCUCUCACUGUUCAGAUAAACCUACCAUUAAAAUUAUAGACUGAUCAUUUCUUUGUCAGUGGGCAAACGUACAAAAUCAGCAGGGGAUCAAAUACUUUUUUCCCUCACUGUAGAUGGGAGGUAUUGAAUAGAGUUGAAGGAUGGGACUAAUAACAAAUAACAACAAAUAAUAACAAAGAUAGCUAAUAAUGUAAGCAUACUGUGUCCAUAGUUAGUAUAUAGGUUGAAUGUUGGGAGCUUUUGGGAAAGAGCACAGUUAGAAAGAUAUGGCAUAUAGAAGCAAACCGGAUGGACAUCAUGAAAAUGAUCGGAGAGGUUGAGAGUAGAAGUAGUUCAGGAGCAAAAAUAAAUAAAUAUAUAUAUAAUAGAAUUAUUGUAAAAUUAACUGUGUCCAUAAGGUGUAGAUAGUAAGUAUAGACCGGAAGUAGAGGCCUGGGCAUUGUUGUUCACUAAUUUCCUCCAAGUAGGGAAAGGAUGGCGGGGUUGAAAAGUAAUAAAGGGGAGUAUAUAUAUAAAAAACAUGGGGGAUUGGAAGUGAUGCAGACAAUUACAUUGAUAGAAGAUACAAUCUAUCUGCAAUAUUAAGCUGAUCCAUCCAUCCCCCCCCCAAAAAAUAAAAUAAAAAAUAAUAAUAAUAAUAUGUAACAUACCUUUUAGAACCAGGGAAAACAUUUCUGUUUUCACAUUGUGUUUUCACAACUGCAAAAUAUGUAGCUGUUACUUUCAAGAUGUUUAUGGAAAAACAUAAGAGCGCACAGGUAAAUAAAGAGUAAGGGUAAGCGCUGAAAGGAAAUGUUACUCUAAUUUACCCUUCGCUAACCCCCACCCCCCUUGGUUACUGUUGCAACCUCGGACAACAUUUUCCCAGGAAGCUCCAUUUCCCAUUCAAACUACUGGAGAAAACCCCUCACAACAAUUUCAAACUGUUUUUAAUACACAAUAAAAUUAAACCCAGACUAUCCCUUGCUAAUUAGGAGACUAUUGAGUAUGUUGUGGUGGACUGUCAUUACAAUUGCUUCACGGUAACCUGUUACAAUGAAGUUUGUAGUGUGGCUAGCCACUGGAUGGCUCUGAAUGCACUGUCACGCAGUCAAAGUUACUAAUAAUCACUUAGAGCUAAUUAAUACACUCAAGUCGUAUCCUGAUGUCGACAGCAGAUUAUAGUUGUGUUCAUAAUAUAGCUAACUUAGCUAACAUGCAUUUUGAGAAGUUGAAUUAACUGGUUAGCUAGCUUUAGCAAGGUUUGGUGGUCAAUGAGACUGAGAGCUAGCUAACCAGCUGAGCUAGAAAACAAUGUAACAAAAGUGUAAUUUCGGAUUCGUAAAAUACUUCAACAGGCUCUUCAUUUCAGAAAUCACAGUAGCAAGUUUAUUUAUUUUUAUUUAUUUAACCUUUAUUUAACCAGGUAAGCCAGUUGAGAACAAGUUCUAAUUUACAACUGCGACCUGGCCAAGAUAAAGCAAAGCAGUGCGAUAAAAAACAACAACACAGUUACAUAUGGGGUAAACAAAACAUAAAGUACCCCUCGUGCACUGUUAUUUAGCCAUUUUAAACAAUUCAGCUACUUUUUGGAAAGCUCUCAUUGGCUUUCGUUUGAAACGUGAGCUUAACCGAGGUGUCGGUCUCAACAACAGUUGCUAUCCAUUGGUGCGAUUGGUUGACCAAAAUUCUGGGGCAGGGCUUAGCGAAGGGUCAAUUGUCUUGUAUUCAUCAGUCAUAUUCGGACAAAAUAUUUGGACAAUCUUUGUUUCCUGAAACCCAAAAUAUGCAGCUCCAAUGUAGCUUUGCAUUGUUACUUCAAUACCCACAAGUCGUUGUUUUCUCAAUUGUUCUGCUAGGCGUGGUCAUAGGUUGAAGUGGGUGGCGCAUGUGGACCAACUAGAAUUCCCAGUUUGUCCUGGUACAGUGCUAGUAUCUGUGGCGUCACUGUUGUCAACAAUAUUUAUGACAUGCUCUCACUCGAUUGCUUCUCAGUAAAUCAGGGUCGUAAAAGAAGAGGUGAGGCAGCAUAGGAGCAAAUGUUUUGUAAACCUGGCCCUCAGGCAACUGCACUGGAAUAUUAAAUUGUUGAUGUUAAUUCUUAAGCAGAUCUUGAUGAAUAAGUGGAUUGUUUUUGGUUUACUCUUGACUGGCCAUCAGUGAUUCCAUGCUGACCAUUGCAGACUGCCGAGUGCCCCAGAAACUGAUCAAUAUGCGAGCUAACUCUUGACAUCUCUCCUAGAUAUACGCUGAAUGUACUGGAGGACUUGGGAGAUGGACAAAAAGCAAAUGAUGACAUCAUUGUUAAAUGGGUCAAUACAACCUUGUCAGAGGCAGGGAAAACAACCAAGAUCUCAAGCUUCAAGGUUUGUCAAGCUUUGACAUAUUUAGGUUGUUUUGUAUUUUUGUUAGUUAUAUGACAUAGAAAAUGUUGUUUCCAUCUAUGUUCUGUAGUGAUAAUGCAGUCACUACAUCGAAUCCUCCAAUCAGCAGACCUAAUCUGUGGCAUGCCACAAAUUCUGACACUGUACUUUAGCUGAUUUGUGAAGCAGGUAUUUGACACUGUCCUCUGACCUUGAUUGUCAGGACAAGGAGAUCAGCACCAGUUUACCAGUGGUGGACCUGAUUGAUGCCAUCCAACCUGGCAGCAUCAGCUACGACCUGGUCAAGACUGGCAGCCUCUCAGCCGAGGACAAGCUGGAGAACGCCAAGUAAGACUUCCACUGAUAUACCUGUCCUGACGAUCAUUGAUAUGGGAUAGUGACCUGUAAAAAGAACUCAAGCUUCAAUUACUUCCAGUUUUUUUGCUAUACUUCCUGUUAAAAACAUAAAAUAUGGAGGGGUUGUGAAGUAUAUAUUCAGAAGUCAUACGUACAAAUAUUAAAAAAAAAUAGGAAUGUGUCCGAGAUGUCUUGUUAUAGAAGAAAGUGCUGAUCAAUAUUAAAUGAAACAACCUAUUUCCCCUAUUAGAUAUGCCGUGUCCAUGGCGAGGAAGAUCGGCGCACGUGUCUACGCUCUCCCAGAUGACCUGGUGGAGGUCAAGCCCAAGAUGGUGAUGACCGUGUUCGCCUGCUUGAUGGGCCGGGGGAUGAAGAGGGCUUAAUGGGCUGUGCCACUUUGGCAUUGCCACACAACUACCCACAAGCCUUUUGCUUGAUGAAGGGCCACCCGAGAAUGAAGAAAGACCUGUGGAAGAAAAUUGUUACAGACGUUUACAGUUUUGUUUUUUUCCCAAUCGAUUUGGUACUAUUUUCACAAGUAUGUGGUAAACUUUCAAAACUCUUUGUACAAAACUCCAAAACACAGCGUAAUAAUAUCUUCUGAAUUUAGUUAUUUUAACAACCAGUUAAUCCAAUAGCAAAACAUGCAUGAUACAUGUUUCAAAAUUGCCAUUUGAAUGUAAUAUGCUACAGUACAUUACAAUGUUUUCACAUUAGGGAAUACACUUCUACUACCCAUCAAAAUUUACUGAAAAUCUAAUUUCCAUCAUUUCUAUCCCAUGUGUGAUCAAAGGUGUAUUCAUUCUUUCACAAUCAU